AUGGAGUCCGGUUGUUAUAAUGAGUUUGUUCUGACACACGUCUUCGAGAACGUUUCGAAUUUUAAGGAAAGUGAAAGCAAUUUCAGUAAAGUCGAGGAACAUUUCAAUAUUCCAUGGAAGUUAAACGCUGCUCGGAAGAAAACAAAUCUCGCUCUCUAUCUGCGUUGCGAUAAGCUGUGCACUGAUGGAAAUUGGUCGAUUGACACAGAGUUCGAGUUCAAAUUAAUGUCAGUAAAUGGACGAGUGAUUACUCGGAAUAAAAUUCAUACCUUUCGAAGCUCUAGCGAGAAAAAGAUUGCGGACGGACACGGUUGGGGCGACUUCGUCGAAUGGAAUUUAAUGGAAACAAAUUACGCAGUGGAUGACAAAAUAUUUGUAGUGGCCUGUGUGAAAAUCAAAAAAUCAACUGGAAUCAAUAAAACCCAAUUACGAAUUUUUGAUGAGACAGUAUCGGAAUUCUCAGAUGUUGUGCUGACCGUAGAAGAUAAAAAGUUUUACGUUUUGAAAUUGUUUCUCGCUUCUCAAUCCACUUAUUUCAAAUCACUUUUUUUGGGAAAUUUUGAAGAAUCGAAGAAAUCUGAAAUUUCUCUCGCUGACGUCAACUCGGAUGACUUUCAGAACUUCCUAGAAAUUGUUCAUGGAGAAGAUGCUCUUAAUGAUGACACUGUCGACGGAAUUCUGAACCUUGCCGAUAUGUAUGAUGCUCCGUCUGUUCAUAAGAAAUGCGAACAGUUUAUGAUAGAAAAAUCCGAGAAAUCAUUGAAGAUCAAACUGCAGAUGUCGACUCGUUAUAAGAUGAAAAAGUUGCAGAACUUCUGUCUCGUAAAAAUCAAAACGAAAGAGGAUAUUCGAUCAGUGUUGCCAGGAGAUCUCAGCAAAUUGGAUCCAUCCGUCUCGUCGCAUCUCAUGCACAUGCUCGCUUCACUGGAAUAG
Molecule: messenger RNA, 933 nt
Organism: Caenorhabditis remanei
Lineage: Eukaryota; Metazoa; Nematoda; Chromadorea; Rhabditida; Rhabditidae
Exons: 5
Coding region: 1-933 (310 amino acids)
Molecular function (GO): protein binding
Source: RefSeq, a predicted model, not a curated record